Molecule: messenger RNA, 813 nt
Organism: Effrenium voratum
Lineage: Eukaryota; Dinophyceae; Suessiales; Symbiodiniaceae
Source: the annotation of a GenBank genome assembly
AUGGGGCGCGUGACGCGGACGCUGCGCCUGCUUCUUGCAGCGGCGGGAUUGGCGCACCUGGCUUUCAGUCCGCCGGGCCGUGUCCGACCAGCUGGAGGCCGUCGGGGAAAACGGCUAAAGCAAGAGCCGCAGAGCUGGUCGGAGGUGUUGACGCAGAUGGCACCGGAGGAGAGCGAGCGGGGCCGCUCGCUGCCGGUGGCGGUGGCGGUGCGCAGCUGGCUGCGGCGCAUCGUCAUCGGCGAUGGCCUUUGCCCCUGGGCAGAGGACGCCGUGGACUCGGGCGCGCUGGCGGUAGUGUGCCUGGUAGAGAGCGACGAGCAGGCCGUGGCGGCUCGGCUGCUGCAGCACGGAGACCUCCUGGCGCGCGCGAAGCCGCCGGGCGGGCGCCAGGCCACGACGCUGUGUUUGGCGCCCAGGUGCCACGAGCUGCGGCGGACGCGGCACUUCCACAAGGUGUGUGACUUUCUGGACCUGCACUUGGAUGAGACCAAGGUGCAGCUGGCGCCCUUCCACCCCAAGUGGCGGUUCCUGGAUCGCCGCCUCCCGGGCGAAGGCGAGCGACCGCCGGAGGGCUCCGAUGCCGCGGACUUCGUGAACCGCGCCCCCGUGCCGGCCUUCCAUUUCCUACGUGUGUCAGACGUGGAGGGGGCCGCUGCCAGCCACUCCCCCGGCGACUGGGAGGCUGCCUCGGCCAGCGUGGCGCUGCGCAACGCCCAGCUGCUGCGAAAGCGCGGGGCCCAAAGCUGCGCGGAGGAAGUGAGCAAGAGGGAGUCUUCAGGAAGUGAGCAAAAGGGAGCCAAGAGCACUGGAUAA